This is a messenger RNA of Tinamus guttatus (white-throated tinamou), 547 nucleotides long. NCBI's taxonomy places the organism in Eukaryota, Metazoa, Chordata, Aves, Tinamiformes, Tinamidae. The record is from RefSeq and is a predicted model, not a curated record.
AUGGCCAAACCGCUGGAGCCCUGCUGGGAUCCAGCUUGUGACGGGCUGCAGCGGGAGCCACCGCAGAACCCGGCACGGAGGCACGGAGCGAUGGCCGGAGCGUUGGUGCUGCAGAGUGUGUCAUGGAGCGGGGAUUAUCCGAGUGACGACCCUGGCGUUGAAUAUCCCGCCACAGAUGUGCUCCAGAAAUCCCACUGGGAGAAGUUAGGAAUAAAAUCCCUGAGACGGGGCAGCGUGAGGAGCCACCAGGACUUUUCUCGGAAGACGCUGAUCGCCUUGGUGACGUCCGGGCUCUUGCUGGCGUUCCUGGGCUUGGCUGGAUACUUCCUGAUGCGGCGGCGGAGCUGGAGCCCCGCGGCGGAGAGGCUGGGGGAAGACCCGUAUUACCUGGAGAGCGACAGCCAGGGCAACACGAUGCUCACGACGGCCUCGCACGAGCCGGCGGAGCCUCCCGAGAAGGCCAACGCCAACGGCGGCGCUCAGGAGAACGGAACGGGGCAGGGGGCCUCCGCCAAACCAAGCAGCACGCCGUGGCCGACACCGAGAU